UGGGGUGCUCGGGCAAGCCCGGCCGGCGCUGAUACUGUCCGGUCACCAUUACCCUCUCCCCCCUUUACCCCCCCCCCCUCUUCUGGGGUGAAGUUGCUUCCCCCCGGACGGCUGGCCGCGUUCCGAGUCUGUCAGAUGAUCUCCCGACUCCCUCUUCUCUGCUCCUCCGCUUUCAAGCUCACCUUGUUUACCGGACCACUUGGAGCCAGAGACUGCGGCACUUGAUCCUCUCAGUCGCGUUCUUCGCGGAAUUGCUAUCGGCACUCCGUCACCAUCAUACCCGCCGGUGGUCUUUGCCGUAUCAGUUCGGUCCUCUGCCCAUUUCCCGGGCUCCUGCGUCGCGGUCGAUUUGAGUUGCGGGGCAUUCAGCAGCUUACUGUCUGUAUUCGCCUCGGGUAUUCCGCGCCCCCCUGCCGACCAGGCUGUUUCCUGACAGGGCAACAAGCACGGCGCCUCCCAGAAGCCGACCUGAUAGGCGGCUUCCCUCACCCAGUGUUGAAUGCCGUCAACCACAGUGCUCUGACUCGGCUGCUGGAAACACCCGUAGUGCAGCGACGGGACCAGGCCAUCAGGGAGAACGGCAACCACGGCUCGUUAUCUGCCGUGGCUUCCCUCACUCCGCCGCGACUUUUCCCCCCUUUCCUCUCCCAAAGUUGACAGUCCUAUACAAGAAAGCCCGCUGGUGUGUUCCCUUUGCAUCGUCUGCUCGCACCACGUCAGUGCCUAGGGCUCGAUCAAACAACCCGUCUCCAUCAUGGAUCCGAACCGUGACUUGUCCUAUCACCACGAGAGCUACUACUUGUCUCCGUUGUCAGCCAGGUCUGCGCUAGAGACGCGCUCCUCUUCCGUCUCUUCAAACUCGUCCUCGACUUCGUACUCGACUCCAUUCAGCACCGUCAGCGCCCCUCCCGGCAACAUGUCACGGGCAUUGUCGCCGGCAUCGGGAAUUUCUGAGCCGGGGUCAGACUCCCUCGUGUACGCCAGGAGUCACUACCCGGGACCAGCCCACGAUCGUGCGCAUCAGACCCAAGGGCUGCCGACGUCGUUGAUGCCGAGCCCCUCGCAGUUCGAGCUCUCCGCGCCGCUCGCUCUUUACCCGCAGAUCCAGGCUCCGAGAGCCUUUUCGCAAAGCUCUGCUUGCGGCGGAUACCUGGUCGCCUCGCUCCCAUCGCAGUCAUCCGACCUCUCCUACCAAGCAUACGCCCAGCCUUAUCCAUCCUUCGCGACGACGGCGCCUGGCUACCAUCCCUCGCCGGACUUGCCAUCCUACCAGGUGCCGCGGCCAACUCGCCGCCAGGCCGUGAUGAACAAGCCCGAGGCGGCCAAGAAGCCCAACGGCCUGAAGCUGCUGCAGCGGCUGCCGCCCUGCGUCGUUGCCGAGAUCCGAAAGUAUCUCACCUGGUAUCAAUGCUGCAGGGCAGCCCAAGCCUCUCGAUGGUUCAGGGAAAACUUCCACCCGGACAACCUGCCUGAUCAUGUCAAGCUGGAGGGCAUGCUGUACGCAGAGCAGUACUACGGGCGUUACGGCGAGGACGAGAAGCCCGAAUCCGGCAGCGCGAAGAGAUGCAAGGGCAAGACGCCGCCCUGGUUUGCCUGCUACCAUUGCUUCAAGCUCAAGGGCUUCGACCGCUUCGAGCUGUUUAAGUGGGGCAACUCGUCCCCGAGGCAGACCGGCGCGAUCGAAGACGGCGGAGAGGGGGCGAGAUCGGCCGGCCUGACGCCCCCGGCGAACCCGCAUUACGACCCCACAUUGACGAGGAGCAGCCUCGCCGGCGCGGCCGCGAGUGACGGCCGCAGCGGCCUCGGAAUCACGGCGACGGCGAACGGCCCCGCAGACGACGACGGCAACAUGGACCAGCGAAUCCGGGAGACCUGGGGCGUCCGGCGGUUCUGCAUCGACUGCGGCCUCCGGAAAGGGUAUUACCGCGCCCUGGACUUGAUCGAGCUCCACAAGCCCCUCAAACCAAACGAGGCCGUCUGGGUCUGCCGGUGCUUGAAGUUCCACUGGCGCCCUCAUGAGACGAAAUGCUUCGAUUGCCACGCCAUCGUUCCUCUUUCGUCGCCGUCGAGGAGACGGUGAUGGCCCGUCGCUUGGCUUGGGGCUUCGUGCCAAUGCCCUCCGCCUGCUUGGAAAUACACCAUCGGUUUUCUUGGCUGUGCUGAUAUCUGGACACUCGAUGUCGCGACAUAAUCAUCAGACGAGCACCAAGUCGAGCAGGAACCAGCUGUCAAGCUCCCUACAGUCACUUGAACCGCCGCCUUUUAUGGUAGAAUUUUUGAUGGUGCAGUUCUGAGCCG
Molecule: messenger RNA, 2298 nt
Organism: Thermothielavioides terrestris NRRL 8126
Lineage: Eukaryota; Fungi; Ascomycota; Sordariomycetes; Sordariales; Chaetomiaceae
Exons: 2
Coding region: 755-2080 (441 amino acids)
Source: RefSeq, a predicted model, not a curated record